AUGAGGUGGGCGGAAACCAAGGAAAAGCUCCGCCAGCAUGGUCGCGACGACGAGUCUCAGCCAUCGGCCGGCGACCAUGACCUCGAGGUCAGCGUCUCGAUGGACGAGGACACCGAUGCGCGGCCGCCGACCAAAAAAGAAACAAAGAGGCUGCUGCGGAAAAUCGACCGCAACCUCAUUCCGCUCAUCUGCGUCUUGUACCUGAUUUCGGUCCUCGACCGCGCCAACUUGGGCCAUGCCAGGAGGAUGGGGCUCGGCGACGACUUGCAUUUGGUGGGCAAGCACGACUUUAACAUUGCAAAAUCAAUCUUCUUUCCAUUUUUCCUCAUUGUCCAGAUCCCGUCCAACCUCCUCCUGCAGCGAGUUCGUCCGUCUCUCUGGAUUCCGUCGCUCAUGAUCGGCUGGUCGGCCGUAACCAUUUUCCUCGGCCUCGUCAAGAACCUUGCCGGCCUGCUGGCCCUACGGUGCUUACUGGGCAUUGUCGAAGGCGGCGUCUUUCCGGGCUUCGUCCUUUAUCUGACGAAAUGGUAUCAACGCGACGAGUACGGAUACAGAAUAUCCCUCUUUUACUCGCCUGCCAUCCUGAGCGGCUCGCUCAACGGCUUCCUCGGCAAAGCCAUCACUGGCAUAGGCGACAUGUACAGCUGGCCCUGGGUAUUUUUCAUCGAGGGGAUUGUAUCACUCGUCGUCUCCGGGUUUGCCUUUCUGCUGAUGCACGACUGGCCGUGCACCGCCAAGUUCCUCAAGCCGGCGGAGAAACAAGUCGUCCUGCGCCGGCUGCACGAUGACGCCAGCCAUCUCUCGGACCGCAUCGAUGCCAAGUUUGUGAAGCAGGCGCUCCUGGACUGGAAGAUUUGGGUACACAUGGCCAUGACGGUGGGCGUCACGGUUCCCCUUUACUCCAUGGACGAGUUUUUGCCCGUCAUCAUCGAGGACCUCGGGUAUCACGGCAACCGCGAGCUCUUGAUGGCCCUGCCGCAGCAGCUUGCUGCCGCUCUGGCAACCAUUGGCGUGGGCAUCGCGGCCGACCGGUGCCGGCAACGGGGCGUUUUUACCAUAGGACUCUGCGUGACGGCAAUGACUGGAUUCGUCAUGCUCGGCGUCUCGGAGAACCACGUCGUCAAGUACCUGGCGUGCUUUCUCGUCGCCAUGGGUAUCCAUCCCAUCGUCCCGCAAGACGUCGGGUGGAACGCCAACAACAUUGGCGGCUCGACCAAGCGCGCCGUCGGCAUUGCCAUGCACUUUGGCUUUGGCAAUCUGGGCGGCGCCGUCGCCGCCUUUGUCAUUCGCGAAGACAAUGCGCGCCGGUUCAUCUCGGGUCACGGCAUCCUGUUUCUCACGACGGCUGUCAGCUGCAUGCUGGCCACCUUUAUGACGUGGUACCUGCGGAGGGAGAAUGCGCGGCGAGACCGCGUGUACAAGCGCCGGGAGCUAUACACUACCGAAGAGAUGCUGGCCGAGUCGGACCUGGGCGACGAAGCCACCUUUUUUAGGUACUACUUUUGA
Molecule: messenger RNA, 1506 nt
Organism: Hirsutella rhossiliensis
Lineage: Eukaryota; Fungi; Ascomycota; Sordariomycetes; Hypocreales; Ophiocordycipitaceae
Product: major facilitator superfamily domain-containing protein
Exons: 6
Coding region: 1-1506 (501 amino acids)
Biological process (GO): transmembrane transport
Cellular component (GO): membrane
Molecular function (GO): transmembrane transporter activity
Source: RefSeq, a predicted model, not a curated record